AUGAAGAGCAAGCGCGGGCGCGAGGAGCCCUGCUUCGUGUGCAGCCACUACCACGACUACGAGGGCGGCGUGCCGUGCAGCGUGUGCGGCCACGUCCUGAGCCCCGCCCCCGCGCCCGCGCCCACCACGCCCAUCAAGGAGCCCUCCCUCAUCCUGCAGGACUUCCUGUACCUGGGCGGCUAUGACGCCUCCAGCCGCUGCGAGUUGCUCAAGGCCUACGGCGUGAGCCACGUGCUCAACCUGGUGCCCGGCCUGCAGCCCCUGUUCAAGAACACGUUCACCUACCACACCGUCGCCGGCAACCCCCCCUGCCUGCGCGAGUGUUUCGAGUUUUUGGAUGCCUGCGCGGCGGGCGGCCAGCGCGUGCUGGUGUAUUGCAUGACCGGCCAGAGCAGGUCCCCCACGGUGGUGAUCGCGUAUUUGAUGAAGGUGAGGGGCUGGCGGCUGGCGGAGAGCUACCGGUGGGUGAAGGAGCGGCGGGAGGUGGUCAAGCUGGGCGAGGGGGACUUCAGGCGGCUGCAGGAGGCGGAGGUGGAGCUGCACGGCGCAUGCUCCGUGCAGGCCAGGGAGAUGCUGGACGGCGAGCCUGGCGGCGGGCCCUUCAGGCUGCCCCCCGGAUCGGAGGCGUUCGUCCAGAUGCCGGCGGCGGGGGACAACCCGUUUGGGCAGCCCUGCGGGGAGGGCGGGGAGGGGCCAGCGUUUGGGUCGGAGAUGGGCAACGGGGAGUGGGGGAGGGCCGGAGGAGGCCAGUUCGUCUUCAGGGGGCAGGGGGGGACGGUGGAGGAGCAGGCGAUGGAGAGCUGA
Ostreobium quekettii is the source of this 804-nucleotide messenger RNA. The record is from the annotation of a GenBank genome assembly. NCBI's taxonomy places the organism in Eukaryota, Viridiplantae, Chlorophyta, Ulvophyceae, Bryopsidales, Ostreobiaceae.